AUGGGCGACGUCUCCUUGUGUCCACCUCUGACGCGCUCGUCGGUCCAAGAGGCGCACGCAGCAAUCAAGCAGCACAUCCAUCGUACUCCUACAAUCACAUGUGACACCAUCUCUCGUCUCGCCUCGACCCCUCAGGCUCCCGAAUCGCUUCAAGGCACUCCUUUCGAAGGUCGCACCCCCGCGCAACCACGUAUCAACCUCUUCUUCAAAUGCGAGAAUUACCAGAAGAUUGGCGCUUUCAAGGCACGGGGUGCCUUCCAUGCACUGAGUCGCUUGAGUAAAGAAGAGCUGAGUAAAGGCGUUGUCACACAUAGCUCGGGAAACCAUGCCCAAGCUCUCGCCCUGGCUGCCCGUACCUAUGGCAUUCCGGCCCACAUUGUCAUGCCUACCAUCAGUACUCCAUCCAAAAUUGCUGGCACAAAAGGCUAUGGAGCCAAUGUCAUCUUUUCUGGUUCCACUUCUGACGAAAGAGAGGCCGUCGUUGCAGAUGUAAUACGAGAUACAGGUGCAAUUCUUGUGCCACCCUACGAUCACCCCAACAUCAUGCUUGGUCAAGGCACACUGGCACUUGAAUUGGAGGAGCAAGCCAAAGAAUUGGAUGAACGAGGACUGGAUGCUGUUGUAGCCCCUUGUGGUGGAGGCGGCAUGCUCUCUGGUGUUGCCACAGCACUGUACGGUACUGGUAUCCGUGUCUUUGGCUCUGAGCCCAGCUUUGAAGGUGCCGAUGAUGCAAAACGAGGUGUCGAGUCUGGUGUUCGUGUCGAAAAGGUUAAGACACUAACGAUCGCUGAUGGUCUAAGAACACCAGUCGGUCACAUUCCGUGGACCAUUAUUAGCGACAAGGAGAAGGUCAAGGGUAUGUACAGUGUCACUGAAGACCAGAUAAAAGCUGCCAUGCGUCUGCUCUUGGAAAGAGCCAAGGUCUUUGUUGAGCCCAGUGCUGCGGUGCCUCUUGCUGUUGCACUAUACGAUGAAGACUUCAGAAGCAUGGUUGAGAAAGAAGGAGGUGAACAAGGCUGGAACAUUGGUAUUGUUCUUUCAGGAGGAAAUACCACUGUCGAAGCUAUUGCCAAACUCUUCCAGCCUGCUUCUGAACAGCAAGCUGAAAGGCAAGAGUCUAAGAUUGGUAUAAAUGGCGAACGAGUUGCGGAGAACGUUGCAGGCUAG
Messenger RNA from Aureobasidium melanogenum CBS 110374, 1167 nucleotides. Its product is annotated as tryptophan synthase beta subunit-like PLP-dependent enzyme. The transcript has a single exon. Gene Ontology annotation, biological process: D-serine biosynthetic process; L-serine metabolic process; pyruvate biosynthetic process. The coding region runs from base 1 to 1167 and encodes 388 amino acids. The record is from RefSeq and is a predicted model, not a curated record. NCBI's taxonomy places the organism in Eukaryota, Fungi, Ascomycota, Dothideomycetes, Dothideales, Saccotheciaceae. Gene Ontology annotation, molecular function: serine racemase activity; magnesium ion binding; threonine racemase activity.